AAUAAUCGCUGAAAAGUCUAUGCAGAAGUUUAUGAUACUCAUUUAACUAUUUAAUCAUGUCGUGAGAAGUUAUCCACAGACACAUGGAAUAUUACAUUUGGGCUCUAAGGUCUCUUCAGAAUAAAACGCGGACCCGGCCGCUAUCCCGGCCGCUAUCAUGGCCGUUUGGAUGGUUAAGGCCAAAGAGCUUCUACACUAAUUGCACCUCUCAGACACGACCAGAAAUCUCUUGAAAUGGCGACCAGUGACGGGAAGAAGAUAAUGUGUGUUGGUCUAUGUUGUGUGGACAUUAUUAGCGUGGUACAGUCCUUUCCUGUAGAGGAUACGGAUCAAAGGUCAUUGGAUUAUUAUUGGCGAAGAGGGGGCAAUGCUGCUAAUAGCACAACUGUUCUUGCUUUGCUGGGGAGUAACGUAGAAUUCAUGGGGACCCUGGUCAAAAGUCAGGAAUAUGGGUUUUUGAAAACAGAUUUUGAAGCUUUCAACGUAAGUAUAGGGAACUGUGCAGUGUAUGAUGAGGGCAACAUCAGAUGUCCUGUUGCCGUGGUUAUAGUCAACAAACAAAAUGGAUCCCGAACAAUAAUGGCUGCUUUAAACAAUAUUGCCGAGUUAAGAUAUGAAGAUUUUGAAAGGGUGUCUUUGGAAAAUUACAGGUGGAUUCAUUUUGAGGGAAGGAACAAUGUAGACACCAUAAAGCAAAUGAUACAGAGGAUUGUGACGUACAACGAACGUGUGCCGGUGGAUGAAAAGGUUCGAAUCUCCCUAGAACUAGAGAAGACCAAAAGAACAGAUUUAAUUCCCCUGAUGACACAGCCGGACUAUGUGUUUGUGAGUAAAGAAUUCGCAGCUGCUCAAGGGUAUCGGAGCAAGGAGGAGGCAGUGUCUGGAAUGGUUCACAAAUGCAAGCCAGGUGGAGCAGUUAUUUGCGCAUGGGGUGAAGAUGGCGCUGCAGCAAAGACAACAACAGAUGACGUCAUUACAUCAAGUAUUUUCCCGCCAGAAAAUCUCGUUGACACUCUGGGAGCAGGCGACACUUUCAAUGCAGCAACAAUAUAUGCUUUAAGUAAAGACAGAACAUUGCAAGAAGCAGUAACGUUUGGAUGUAAAAUUGCCGGCGCAAAGUGUGGAGUAGUCGGCUAUAAGGGAAUUAAAGGCUUACAAACGUUGUUGUGAUAUUCAGUUUAUAACUAAGACUUGUAAUAUACUGAAUUUUAUGUAGAUCUAUAGGUCAAUAAAUGGAAUAGCGGUGCAUUUGAGUGAAAUAAUAGCCCGGCUGUUAUCUUCUUCCAGGGCAUUUUCACACAAAGGCACCGCACUUAAUGUAUUUGCCUGUUUAUUACAUGUUUACCUAUAAUAUAGUAAAUACAUAAAAUACAAUCUGGAAUACAUGCUGUUAUAAGAUAGGCAAAUAUCAUUCAUCAUUCAUUUCUGAUUCAGUGGAUGCAUUGUCACAUAACCAUGCAUCUGUUAUCGACCGGGAAUUACAAAAGCCACCCAGUUGAUAUGUUUUGAGAAUGUCAAUUAUGUUAUGUGAGUUAUAAAGAUGGCAAAAUAAUAGAUUGGAAACUAGAAAAAUGAAUGUAUACAUAUUGCCAGCACAAUUAAAGAUAUUUUCUCCCUGACUUAAUAUAUAGUUAUGGGGCACAAUGGACAAGUCACCUGCUUCUGGUUCACGAAGGCUUGAUAUCCCACUGAUCAAUGCAUUGUUCAUUUCAUCAUUGAAUAUUACUGAUAUAAUUAUAUAUCAAUUUUUAUUUCAUUUUGUUAUGUUUUAAUGUUUUGUAAGUAAAAAAUUUGUUUUCAAGCAUUAAAUAAUUCUUAGACAAUCGAUAACUUGAAACUUUUAUUGCCUUGUUCUGUGGUACCUAUUUUUAUAUUAUGAUAGCAGUAUUAGGCAGUUUAUAUCCACUACUAAUUAGGUUUUGAUUAAGUAAUGGAUUUGUUUGAAACUUUUUAUUUUAAACACAAUUGAUUAUUUGCAUUUAAUUGUAAUUGUGUUCACUGAAUGCUAAAUAUAAGUCGGAUAUUCACUGUAGGUAUAUUUUAAACAUGUUUUUCCCAUCCUAUGUUGCCCAACCAAGAUAGGGUUAUUUUAUCAUAAGUAUAAAUUUAAUUGAUAUAUAUUGCCUACAAAAACGAUAUGAAUAUAAAACGUAUUGUAUUGUUCUUGUCAAAUUUUUGCAUUGGCAAUGAUAUAUUAAGGCGAAGUUCAUUAGAAAUGCAGAUUAAUACUAUACAUUUUACCUCCCUUUACCUAUCAUGGAUGCGCAACAAUAAUAGAUAAUGGAAUAAUGAAUUUUGAUCCUGCAAAAUAAUGCAUUUCACCUGAAUACCAUAACUGACAUUUUCACGCGUGGCUACGUCACUCGAUAAAAUAUUGCAUAUGGCGUUCAGUCGGUGAAAUAUAUUUCGAUUUUACAUUCAAACAAACAAAUAUCCUCUAGACGUUUAAAGUCGGAGAUCAAAACAUGUUCAAACAAAAAUCCAUAAAUGAAUCUGAGUAAGUGUACUUUAUGUCUGAAUGUUCUGAAAGAUAAUAUGAUACGGUAAUAACAGUAUUUUGAUAUCAUGUUUUCACUUGACGUUUUUUAGUCUCUGUUUGAUGGCAAAUAAAAAUUGCUUUUAA
Messenger RNA from Mercenaria mercenaria, 2623 nucleotides. RefSeq names its product ketohexokinase-like. The record is from RefSeq and is a predicted model, not a curated record. Gene Ontology annotation, biological process: fructose metabolic process. The transcript is spliced from 8 exons. Lineage: Eukaryota; Metazoa; Mollusca; Bivalvia; Venerida; Veneridae. Gene Ontology annotation, molecular function: ketohexokinase activity. The coding region runs from base 235 to 1170 and encodes 311 amino acids.